This is a messenger RNA of Amborella trichopoda, 2969 nucleotides long. RefSeq names its product putative cyclic nucleotide-gated ion channel 14. NCBI's taxonomy places the organism in Eukaryota, Viridiplantae, Streptophyta, Magnoliopsida, Amborellales, Amborellaceae. Gene Ontology annotation, cellular component: membrane. Gene Ontology annotation, biological process: transmembrane transport; potassium ion transport. The record is from RefSeq and is a predicted model, not a curated record. Gene Ontology annotation, molecular function: voltage-gated potassium channel activity.
UAUGAUAUCGACUUACGAAAAUGCUAAUGGAGUAGCUCUGUAACCUCAAAAUUGACUCCCAUUAACGUCUAUAACAGCAGCAGCAAAAGUGGUGAAGUUCAUCGCCCGUCGUCCAUCAAUCCAUGAUGGCCUCUCUCCUCAAACCUUCCGCAUUCUCUGCAGCUCCUCUCGCCCUCCGAAACCCUAGGUCCCUACUCUCUCUCCACCAUCGCAAACCCCCCUGAACACAAAGAAACCCUAACUCUCUCUCUCUCUCUCUCUUCCGAUUAAUCAAUUAGCCCUAUGUCGCUUUCUCUUUCUUCAAAUCGACCUACUGCAAAAACCGCAUUUCCCACAAUCCCUAGUCAGGUUUUCCGCCAUCUCAGAAACCCUACUCCUUGUAACUGAGCCAUGGAUUUCCAAGCCUUUCCCUCAAUACCCCUCGAGAAAUUCAGGAGAAGACACAGCCUUUUCAAAAGACCAGAGCCAUGGCAAAAGAGGAUCCUCGAUCCAGGAGGGGACAUAGUAUUGAUGUGGAAUAGGGUUUUCAUGGUGUCUUGCCUUGUUGCCCUAUUCCUCGAUCCCCUGUAUUUCUAUCUCCCUUCUGUUGGUCCUUCUUUUUGUGUCCAAACAGAUGUGAGCUUGGGAAUUGUGGUCACAUUCUUUAGAACGGUGGCUGAUCUCUUCUAUUUGGCUCAUAUGUUGUUGAAGUUUAGGACUGCAUUUGUUGCUCCGAGCUCUCGUGUUUUUGGAAGGGGGGAGCUUGUUACAGACCCGGGACAGAUAGCGGAGAGGUAUCUUAGGUCAAAUUUUUUAGUGGAUCUUGCCGCAACUCUCCCUCUUCCUCAGAUUGUCACUUGGUUCAUUAUACCAGCAGUGAGGAAUUCUGGGGCUGAUCAUACAAAUAACACCCUUGCUUUGAUUGUUCUUAUCCAGUAUGUUCCUAGAUUGUUUCUUAUUUUUCCACUGAAUGCAAGGAUUGUCAAAACCACAGGGGUUGUUACAAAAACUGCUUGGGCAGGAGCUGCGUACAAUUUACUGCUCUAUAUGCUAGCCAGCCAUGUACUAGGAGCUUCUUGGUACCUCUUGUCCAUCGGACGGAUGCACACAUGUUGGAAAAUGGAAUGCAGAAAGGAAAAUGGCACUAUUAUACACAUGCCAAAAUGUGACUUUAAUUUUUUGGACUGUGGUAGUUCAAAUUAUAUGGAGCGCCAAUCAUGGCUGAACAAAACUCAUGUGAUUAGUAACUGUGAUCCUGCUAAUAGCGUUGGCACUUUCAACUUCGGAAUCUAUGCGGAUGCUUUGAUCAAUGAAGUGGUGCAGUCAAAGUUCCUUGAGAAAUAUCUUUAUUGCCUUUGGUGGGGUUUGAAGAAUUUAAGUUCCUAUGGACAGAAUCUAACAACGAGUACUUAUAUAUGGGAAACAUCAUUUGCGAUUCUCAUAUCCAUCGUUGGUCUAGUUCUGUUUUCACUGAUUGGGAAUAUGCAAACUUUCCUGCAAUCAACGACAAUGAGACUGGAAGAAUGGAGAGUUAAGCGAAGGGAUACAGAAGAGUGGAUGAGGCAUCGUCAAUUGCCUCAAGAGUUACAAGAACGUGUUCGUCGGUUUGUUCAAUAUAAAUGGAUGGCUACACGUGGAGUUGAUGAAGAAUCCGUUCUACGCUCCUUGCCCUUGGACCUCCGUCGUGAUAUUCAGAGCCAUCUUUGUUUGGAUCUUGUUCGGCGAGUCCCUUUCUUCUCCCAAAUGGAUGGCCAACUUCUGGACGCCAUAUGUGAGCGCCUGGUCUCAUCCCUGAGCACUCAAGACACCUACAUUGUGCGUGAGGGUGAUCCUGUAACCGAAAUGCUCUUUGUCAUUCGAGGUAGGCUUGAGAGCUCAACAACCAAUGGCGGAAGGAGUGGUUUCUUUAACUCCAUAACACUAGGUCCUGCAGACUUUUGUGGAGAAGAGCUUCUCACAUGGGCUUUACUUCAAAGCCCAGGCACGAACCUCCCUUCCUCAACCAGGACGGUUCGAGCCCUAGGUGAGGUUGAAGCCUUUGCUCUAAGGGCUGAAGACCUCAAGUUUGUGGCCAACCAGUUUAAGAGACUCCAUAGCAAGAAGCUUCAACACACAUUCAGGUUCUACUCUCAUCAAUGGAGAACAUGGUCUGCUUGCUUUAUACAGGCAGCAUGGCUCAGGUAUAAGAAGAGGAAGUUUGCAAAGGAGUUAUUGAGGCAAGAGAGCCUCUUUUAUAAGUCCAAGCAAGAGGGCUUGUCUCCAAGUUAUAAUGUGGGUGAAGUGUAUGUGACAGAUGGAUUUCAAAAUGGGCCACACCUUGGUGCUACGAUAUUGGCGUCGAGGUUUGCUGCAAAUACGAGGAGAGGGAUGAAUCAGAAGAUUAAAGCAGAGGAUCCCAUAGGGGAUAGCAUGCAGAUGCCAAUGUUGUGGAAGCCAUUAGAGCCUGAUUUUUCAACAUAUGGUGAUGAUGACAAUGAGUGAGAUUCAUCUGGUAAUGGGUUUUGGAUGUAAGGGAUGCAAUGUUAAAUGUUGGUCAGAGAGAGAGAGAGAGACCCAGUAGCACCUAAAUGAGAGGGUGACGCGGGCAAAGAGAGUGACCCAAUUUAACCUGAAAUGAGAGACGCCCAACUAAAGAAUAGUAGUGUGAGCCUGCUUGCCAAAAGGGUGGUUGAUAAUGAAAUGAGUUUGAAGACAUGACUGGUGGUAAUACAAGAUGUGGCAAAAUUUUGCCGUAGGGGGCAGAACAUGUUUGCUUUUGUUGAAGAUGUGCCAAAGUAGUCUAUGCUACUCUGAGGUCGGACAUUGGCAGCGAGGAAGUGAUGAGUGUUAGAGGUGGUGGCGAGAGGAGGGCAGGCGAUUGGGAAGCAAGCAUUUUGUAGCACUAAUUGUGAUUUUCUUUUUUGUAUAUGAUUUACCUGAUUUAUCAAAAAUUGGUUGCCAUGUUUCAAAAACUUGUUUUUGGAAUACCUCUAUCGCCUAUGUAUGCUUUA